UGUGUCAGUAAGUCUCUCUUCAGUCUAUUAAGAAGUCUUGGUCUGUUCACCAAAAGAGGAAAUCCCGUCAUUUCAAUCCCGUCCUCUCGUUGUGGCUCCAAAUCUCCGCUGGUGAGACAGAAAACUCAGCUGUGUUUUGGACCAUGGGAGAUUAUUAUGGGCUGGUGGUUCUGGUAGGCGUGGCUUCACUUCUGACGACAAGCCCAUGUGAUGCGAGCUGCAGUGGAACAGACGGCCAUGCUGGAGUACAAGGAGCUCCAGGCAGAAAUGGAUGGCCAGGACCGAAGGGGGAGAAAGGAGAUCCAGCUGUGAUGGCCAGCGGCCCAGUGGAUGUAGACGUCCUGAUGCGUCUGAAGGGGGAGACGGGAAGUAGGGGCUUGCCAGGGGCCAUGGGUCCUAAAGGUUACCGUGGAGAUCUGGGAGCAGCGGGUCAGCCUGGAAACAUCGGUCGCCCCGGCCCUGCGGGAAAAAGCAGUGCCCAAGGACAAAACUCUGAUCAGCAGGCCCGUUCAGCCUUCUCAGCGAUCAGGACUACUACUGAUUAUCCUAGAUACAACCAGAUAGUAACCUACCAGAAUGUUGUGGUCAACAAACCUGCCAACUUUAACGCAGCCACAGGUCAAUUCAUCUGCAAAGUAUCUGGCGUUUAUUACUUCACCUUCCACUCUGUGGCCAAGGUCAGCAUUUGUCUGUAUAUAGCCACUGACGCACCAUACAACAAGCUGGGAUUCUGUGAUUACAACCAUUCUAAAAAUAUGCACAGGAACCAAGAUCAGGUGCUGUCAGGCGGCGUGGUCUUACAGCUGACAGCUGGACAGAAGGUUUGGCUCGAGUCCUUUAAAGACCAGCAGAUAGAUGCUGACGCAAGAGACACCCGAGAAAAACAGAUCAUCUUCAGUGGCUUCCUGCUCUUCUCAAAUUGAGAAUAUCGUUCAGUCAUACACUCACAACAGCAUUGAGUCAGUGCUGAAAACUGCACCCUUUAUGAAUUCAGUAUCUAAAAGUCUCUGAUUUCAUUUCAAAUAUUUCAAAAUCUUUUCUUAAAGGAACAUUUCACCAUAACACAGUAUCACGGUGCAGUAAUACGUCUUGAGCUUUUACAUUUUGUUUUUAAUGUUAACCCACAGGUUACUUUGGAUUUGUUCAGCUGAUCUGUUUCCUUCAGAUUCACUCAUGUAAGCCUUAUAUAAAUGUUGACUUUGUCUGUGAAUGCAACUAAAACAAAAUAAAGUUUAUCAUUGAGUGUGA
Molecule: messenger RNA, 1248 nt
Organism: Micropterus dolomieu (smallmouth bass)
Lineage: Eukaryota; Metazoa; Chordata; Actinopteri; Centrarchiformes; Centrarchidae
Product: complement C1q subcomponent subunit A-like
Exons: 7
Coding region: 144-923 (259 amino acids)
Molecular function (GO): protein binding
Source: RefSeq, a predicted model, not a curated record